AUGAACUGGUUUUGCGAGUUUCUCAAUUACUUUAUUCCCACAGCUGGAUGUGGACAAGUCAACCGUGCCAACCGCAUUGUUGGUGGAGUAGAGACGGAGGUGAACGAAUAUCCCUGGAUGGUUUCUCUUGUCGACGGCAGUGGAUACUAUCACUUCUGUGGCGGUUCUAUCAUCUCCAGCCAAUGGGUCGUCACUGCAGCUCACUGUGCAGUAGGCAUGACCACCUCGGAUUAUGUGCUGGUGGGAGACCACAACCUGUACUCCGGAAGCGAAGCCAAUUCUCAGUGGAUGCAGAUUGCUGAAAUUGUGAAUCAUCCGUCCUAUGAUUCCAACACACUGGACAACGACAUUGCCCUCAUCAGACUCAAGACAGAGAUCCAGUUCCCAUCUGACAACAAAAUCGCCCCUGUCUGCCUUCCAACUGCUGGUGAAAUGUAUGAUAGUGUGGAUGCCACAAUCACAGGAUGGGGAGCUCAACAGGAGGGUGGGUACUGA
Molecule: messenger RNA, 495 nt
Organism: Penaeus vannamei (Pacific white shrimp)
Lineage: Eukaryota; Metazoa; Arthropoda; Malacostraca; Decapoda; Penaeidae
Source: RefSeq, a predicted model, not a curated record